AAAUGGCGUCUACGGUGGUGAACUUGGUGCUGGGGAAGCUUGGCGAGCUUGCUUCCAGCGAGGUCACCGGCCUCCUCAACGUGGGUGCAGAGAUCACGUCGCUGACGGAAACACUGGCACUGAUUCAAUCCCGUCUCAGAGAUGCCGACCAGAACUUGGCGUUCGAGAUGGAGGACCUGGUGGACGAAUACGCGAUGCAGCUAGGCCGCGCGUCAGCCGCCGACGGCCGGAUGAGCAGUCUCCGACGCAUCGGCGCUUUCCCCUCCCGGAUCCUCACUCGCCAUCGGCUCGCGAGCCGCCUGCAGGACAUCCAUGCCAGAUUUCAAGAUGUAUGCAAACAAACGUCGCAACUUGGCAUCCAAGCCUCGUCCUCCUGGCCCACUUCCUCUUCAUCCUCUUACUCCUCUUCCACUGCGGCUGACGCAAGGCUUGCUCGAAGAUUCGAACUAGAAGAAGACAUUGUCGGUUUUGAUGAAGAUAUCAAAGGCAUCAAAAGACUACUGUUUGACAUUAGUUCAACAGAUCGCGUUGUCCUUUCGGUUGUUGGUCCUGGGGGUUUGGGCAAAACAACGCUGGCUAAUAAGAUCUACAAGAGUGCAGAUGUCAAAAAGUAUUUCCAGUGCAAGGCAUGGGUGUCCGUGUCACAGAAGUAUGGGGUCAAAGAACUCUUGUGCAGCAUUGUGAAGCAAGUGUUCGACUUCAAGGAUGAGCAAGUAAAAGGUAUGGAAGAACUAGAGAUGAAGGAAAAGUUGUCCGAGCACUUGCGCGACAGAAGGUAUCUAGUCGUGAUGGAUGAUAUUUGGCAGGUGGCAGCUUGGAACGCCAUUAAAGCAGCUUUCCCAAAAGAAUCGGCAGGAUCCAGAGUGUUGCUGACCACGCGCAGGAUGAACGUUGCGAACGUUGCAGAUGUUCCUCCACACGAGCUGAAAUUUUGGAAUGUCGAAGAGAGCUGGAAUUUGUUCUGCAGGAAAGCUUUCCGCACAGCAUGCUGCCCGCCAGAGUUUGAGCGAUUCAAGGAAGAUAUCUUCAGAAAAUCUAAAGGGUUGCCUCUUGCCAUUGUGGUACUCGGAGGACUUUUGAGAGGUACAAGUCAAGCUAGUGACUGGAGGAAAAAGCUGGAUUAUAUUUCUUAUGAAUUCAGAGAAGGAGAAGACCAAAUCCAAAGUAUAUUAGCUCUCAGUUACCAUGAUCUUCCGCAUCAUUUGAAGCCUCGCUUCCUCUAUUUUGCAGCCUUUCCUGAGGACUAUAUCAUUGCUGCAGAGAGGAUAACACAUUUAUGGAUCGCUGAGGGUUUCAUACAAACGAAGGACAAAGUGGAUCAAACAAUGGAGGACCUCGCGGAGGCAUAUUUGAAGGAUUUGACCGACAGGUCCAUGUUACAAAUGGAAAGGGGUCCAUUGAUGAUAUAGGUGACGAUCCACGGCGUCUCAGUGCCACUGAAAAUGUCAACGACCAUAUCUCAUCGAACUUUUUCUACCACUAAACUACGGUCACUGUAAUUUUUCCGAAUGAAGGUUUUCAGAGAACGCUGGCAGUUACCAUCCCUGGAGCGAAGUUCCUCAGGGUCUUGGAUUUGGAGAAAGUAUCCAUUGAACACUUACCAAAGGAGAUUGGGGACUUGAUCCUGCUAAGGUAUCUAAAUUUGUACCAAUCGAAACUGAAGGAGCUGCCUUCAUCCAUUGGAAACCUCAUCCACUUGCAGACUUUCAAUAUACAAUUUACUGAGAUUCAACAUUUGCCGGAUGCAUUUUGGAAAAUCCGAACACUGAGACAUGUAUUACUCAAUAAACAGAAUAUGAGCAUGCCUAAAGCGACAUACUGCUUGGAAGACAUUCAGACACUUGUGAAUAUUUCAAUUGGUCCAUGGGUAUGCGAUGGUGUACUGGAGAAGCUGAGAAAUCUUCGAAGAUUGCAUUUGAAAAACAUGUCAAGCUCUGAUGAAGAUGCUUUGACCAAUGCAGUCCAGAAUCUUUCCCGACUCAAGAUGUUGGCAUUGUUUGGAGAAUCCUUGCCGAUGAGUGUCCUAACUUCAUCUUGCUACCAUCAUAUUCAGAUUAUGGAUUUGGCAGGACCAUUGGUAAGACCUGCAAGGAUUCACAUAGAGGCUGAAAAUUCCAGGAUAUUUUCCAACCUGAUCUCUCUUGCAAUUAGUCGAACAAGGUUGGAAAAGGAUGAAGAUAUUGCAUUGCUCGCAUCUCUAGCAAACCUUGAGCAUCUUCUUGUGUAUCUUGAUGCAUUUGUAGGAAGAGUUUUGGUGUUUCCAAAGGGAGGUUUUCCUCGCCUCCAAGAGAUCGAACUGCUUGAUUUGAGCACCUUGGAGCAGUGGGAAGUGGGAGAGGGAGCAAUGCCUCUCCUUCGGGAACUAAGACUUUGGGACUGCAUAAAUUUGAGAAUGCUACCAGAGGGACUUGUAAGAUUGACUGAGCUCAAACAAAUUGAAAUAAGGGGAAUGGAAAUGAUAGAGAGAAGGGUUGACAAGAAUACUGGAGAAGAUUAUCACAAGAUUAAACAUGUUCCUUCGAUUGAAAUAUAUUUUUAAUGAAGGACGAUGACAAUAUCUGACGACACCCAAACAAUUAAUCAGGAGGAACAAGUCUUGCUAGAAGCUGAAGGUCCUUUGCAGCAGACAGACGUCUACAGCACACACAGAGUUAGACAACAACUCACUUUGUGCGCUACGAUUGGCGUACCUUUUUAUACUAUGUAUUGUGUUAAAUUGUCAAUUUAGAAACAAUUAAUACUAAUCUUGAAUAAUGUAAGUUUGUUUUAUGUUAUAUCUAUGACUCUUGGGCGGAGGUGAGCCAAGAUAUCUAUCAGUUGCUCACUGAUACAACGUGUCGGAACAUAAUUCAUUUAUAAAUCAAACUGAAAGAAUUCAAAUGGAAACUACCAUUUAGAUUAAUGAUAGGCAAACUCUUCUUCACGCGAUGAACAUGGACGAACCACUUAGUGACAGUAAAACAGAUGUGCUUUCCAUCAAGCCUUCGGGCCUUCAACACCGGCCCGAAAAUUGUGCAACACAAAGAUUUGGUUGACUUUUUCUGAGACAUCUUUUUAAACUCAUACUGAGAUGCAUUUG
Messenger RNA from Zingiber officinale, 3079 nucleotides. RefSeq names its product putative disease resistance RPP13-like protein 3. Gene Ontology annotation, molecular function: ADP binding. Lineage: Eukaryota; Viridiplantae; Streptophyta; Magnoliopsida; Zingiberales; Zingiberaceae. Gene Ontology annotation, biological process: defense response to other organism. Bases 3 to 1409 code for a protein of 468 amino acids. The record is from RefSeq and is a predicted model, not a curated record. The transcript is spliced from 3 exons.